This is a messenger RNA of Candoia aspera, 4166 nucleotides long. It is a transcript of the gene SLC25A29, whose product is annotated as solute carrier family 25 member 29. Gene Ontology annotation, molecular function: high-affinity L-arginine transmembrane transporter activity. Gene Ontology annotation, cellular component: mitochondrion. Gene Ontology annotation, biological process: mitochondrial L-ornithine transmembrane transport. Lineage: Eukaryota; Metazoa; Chordata; Lepidosauria; Squamata; Candoiidae. The transcript has 5 exons. The record is from RefSeq and is a predicted model, not a curated record. Bases 581 to 1306 code for a protein of 241 amino acids.
CCAUAAGGCUUGGUCUCCCCCUCCUCUCGCUGGCGUCAGAAAUAGACACGAUCAGAUCCAGUUUGGCGACAAGCGAGAGAGGAACGCGCCGGUUCGAAGGGCGCCCUGGAUCUCCCUGGCUCGCUGUCAGAACGCAAGGGGGGCGAAGGAGGGAAAGAAAGGCCAGGUUCCCCAUCGCAAAUAGCCUCUGGAUUUCUUAUCUCCCUUCCGCCUUGGAGGAAGCCGAAUCCCCUCCUUUAUUCCGUAAGGAAGCUCGUUUUAAUUCUCAGAGCCACGCAUUGAAACAAAAACCCGGAGUAAGGCGCACUUAAACGCUUCAGGCUUGAAAGCACGCUUUGGGCACAGCGAUCAUGGCGCUGGAUUUCCUUGCAGGCUGCGUAGGAGGUGCUGCUGGUGUAUUGGUAGGACAUCCAUUUGAUACAGUUAAGAUGACAGAUAAGCCUCAUCACGGGAGAGUUACCUAGUACGCCUUCAAGUUCAAAAUGUGGAGAAGCCGCUUUACCGUGGGACUGUACAUUGUUUUCAGUCUAUCAUAAAGCAAGAAUCUGCUCUUGGACUUUAUAAAGGCAUUGGGUCACCUAUGAUGGGACUUACCUUCAUUAAUGCCCUUGUCUUUGGUGUUCAAGGGAACACUCUCCGUGCUCUGGGAAAGGACACGCCACUGCAUCAGUUCCUUGCAGGUUCAGCGGCAGGUGCCAUUCAGUGUGUGAUCUGUUGUCCUAUGGAACUGGCUAAGACACGGAUGCAGCUGCAAGGAACAGGAGAAUACAAGCUGAAGUCCAAGAACUACAAAAACUCUUUGGAUUGCUUGGUGAAGAUAUAUCGAAAGGAAGGCCUGAAAGGCAUCAACAGGGGAAUGGUUUCCACAUUUCUGAGAGAGACACCCAGCUUUGGUUUCUACUUUUUGACAUAUGACUGCCUAACCAGGUAUCUGGGGUGUGAGGCAGACGACAAUUACAUUGUUCCCAAACUGCUUCUGGCAGGAGGCACGUCUGGCAUAGUUUCCUGGCUCUCUACAUAUCCGGUGGAUGUGGUCAAGUCCCGCCUUCAGGCUGAUGGAGUUGGUGGAGUUGUACGGUACCAGGGUAUUCUAGACUGCAUUAGAAAAAGCUAUCGGGAUGAAGGCCUAAGGGCGUUCACGAAGGGUCUUACAUCCACCUUGCUUCGUGCUUUCCCUGUUAAUGCUGCGACUUUUGCCACUGUUACAGUGUUCCUUACAUACAUGAGGUCAGAGGAUGGCCAGAUCAGAGGUGAUUUAAGUGGAUGUGAGGCUGGUCCAGUGAUCCAGCAGCCUUCAAGUUUUUAAACUGACUGGAAGAUAAAGUUGUACCUGUUACAUAUAAGAUGCCAUCAUUUUUUAAAAAAAUAUCUGGAUACCAAAAUUAUACAUUUCUGUCUGUAUAAAGCAUAUUUUGACAUCUCAUUUAUAAAAGCACCUUAAUGCUUUAGGAAGACUCUGAGUUAACUCUAGAAACUCAGACAAUAAAAGGACUUGCCCUUUUAAUAUGCUUAAAAAUACAUCUGCUGCAUUUUUCCAGUGCGGCCUUGACUUCAACUCCCAUAAUCCCCCAGCCAAUACAUUAUUAAGGAAACUCAGUGCAGCUACUGGUCACCAGGUUGAAGAAGUCAGUCUCAACAUAUUGCAGCCAGCUCAAAAUGCCAUACUACACCUAUAAACCUUGAUGCUAAAUUCCUAUGCAGACUCUGUCCAUGUCCAAACAGGAAGAGAAAGGAAGAAUAGAUAAUGAAGGCUUGUAUGCACCGAUGUUACACCCUUUUCAUGUUCAUUGGGCGUGUAGGUCUAGGGCCAGCAGCACACUUCUCUCAACGCACGUGGAAGGUCAGGACGGGGUUCUCUAUUUUGAUUAUUGCUGAAUCUGACUACUAUAUUCUGUUUAGAGCCGGUUGUCCUGGCAAAUGUAGGGCUAAAAACACAUGCUUCAUUUUCCUGCACUUUAUGCCAGGGGAGUUUGUGUUAUAUUAGCUUAUAAUUCACAGCCAUCUGAUCAGUGGCCUUGCUGGUGGGAACUGAUGGGGCUGAACAGCAACUGGAGAACUACAAGUCUUUCCCCGUCUAUAUUUUAACAUCCUCUUGCAAGUCAUUCUGUAAAUGAUGUAAGCUACACUUUUACCUUUUUUUUUAAUUAGCAGUACCUGUUAGGAAGCUUAUAGCCUCAUCCUGCUAAGUUGUUAAUAUUUUAGUACAGCAUAUGAACAGCCUGCUUUAUCUCUUGAUCAGCAUGCAAUAAGAUCAGUAUCUUAAUCAUGCUGCUCAGUAUGCAGAUACCUUCCCUGCUAUUUUUAGAUUAUGGCUUGUUUUUCUGUGCUUCAAAUGCACUUGUGCAGGCAGAUUGCUGCUAUUUGCAUUUGCCUCUUAAUUUUUUUUAUGUAUGCAGUUGCAUCUUGUAAAUUUUUAAAAAAUAUUUUAGUUACUAUUGUUUUGAGUUGAAAGCUAGAGUAAGCUAUCUAGAAACCUGUUACAACCCAAAAUGUAGACUCUCUUGAUUAUUUUUAGGGUGGUGGUGAUAUAUGUGCUUAAAUUACCAUUUCUCCAUGAUUGGGGUAUAUGCGAAUAAUUGUGAACUAUUCAUAAUAGGAUAAAGGAUAAAGGAUAAAAGUAUAUUUAAAAGGAUUUAACAAAAGUGUGUUUUAGAGAAUGUAAUAUUUAAAACAAAAGUAGAGUUCAGUAGUUUUGGAAAGCUUGGUGAACAAGUGAUCUGACAAACCAUCAAGCCUAUUUCAUAGCAUUCUUAGAUAGUAAUGCUACAAUGUAGUCCCACUGAUACCAGUAAUAUACUAAGUGGUUAAUUGGGUUUCAGUAACAAAUGUUUAAGGUUGCAAUGGUAUACACGCUUACCUGGAUGCAUAUCUGAUUGUAUUCCAACUGGGCUGAUUUCUCAACAGCAAAAAUACCACCACUGGCCUAGUGGUAAUGUCUCUCAGGGUGUACUGAUAGAACAAUCUGGGCAGUCAAACAUCUGUUUCACAUCACUAAGUGAAGAAAAAAGUCUUACUCUAAAUCAGAAUUUGGCAUCUCCUUCUGUAGUAAUGAAAUCUGUAGGAGUUGCCUACUAAGUAUUGGAAAUCUCAGGAAUAGUUAGCUUGACAUUGGAAGUUUCUUUUCUCUCCGUACCCUUCUCAUUUAAAGAUCUCCUAACUAAUGAAACCAUUCUGGGCAGAAAAAACAUUUCUCUAAUUUUAUGCCAAUAUUUUCACAUAUAUAAAGGGGAUGAAGAAAUGUACAGUUGUGUGACAUUUCAAUGCAGAGAUUUGAUUCCCAACAAAUUUAAGUAGAUUUCCAAACUUAAACAGAAUUGAAUUGGAUUCAUUCUGAGGUGAGUUUGGCACAUGCAGAGUAUUUUUCCAAAUCAACUGAGAAAAUCAACCCAUUUGGUGUUGUAAUUCAAAUUGAAACCGCUCUGUGCAGUCCUACAGGAUUGGGCAUAAUGUUAUUCUGGCUGACUUCCUCAUAAAAUGGUUUCCACAAUAACAAAGUAAAUGUGCUCAUUUACCUGAGUUGGACAAAAAGAUGGGGAAUUCCACAAGUGCAAAGCAAGGAUUAACACUGCCACUUACCUAUUCAAGAAACACAGUGUAUGAACAUUGUGCAAGAUUGCCAAGCAGCAAGAGGUGAGUGUAACCUUUAGACCCGAAAUGAUUAAAAGGGCUGAGGAAACAGGAUAUGAGACUUCAUACUAUUUCUCAUUGCCUAUAAGGACACUUUGAUAAGUUAACACUCAACCAGUAGUCACUAUCUAGCACAUAGUGGGUUGUUGAAGAGCCCUAUAAAUGCUUUAAAUUGCAGUUGCACCAUUAAGUAGACCCUGCAAUAUAAAACACGUUUAAAUACCACUUUUCUCACAUGCUUUUAUGUACUUCCUAUUCUUUUUCCAUUGCUGCUCUCAAGAAUGUGCAAGCCCCCUCCCUCCCCAAAAUUGGUGCCACUUGCAGAACUAGCUUUAGGUCAGAGCUAACUAACAUAGUUAUGGGUUCCAAAGCAACAGUUGAAGGCCAUUCUAGCUGCUGAAUAGACAAGGUGAAGAAAAGCUGGUGGAAAAUCUAUCCAUGUGAUACAAAACAGGCUCAUAUAUAGAAUGUACCAUUAACUAAUUGCAAUUGAGGGUAUUAUUUUUUGGGACAGGUGCAAUAUGUCUGCUUGAACUCUU